GUGGCAAAACAGAUGCACACACACCAGAAGAAAGAAGAAAAAAUCAUCCAAACCAAAAUCAGUGUUUGGUUGAACAUCACUCAGAUCUGUAUUUUUCCCUGUGUGAUCAAGGUGUAAGUUCCCAGUAGCAGGAGCAGCAAAACACCCCUUUUUAAAUACAUUUUCAAAAUCAUUAAAUAACUUCAUCUUCUUCCUCUAUGUCAGUCUCCCAUUUUUCUCCUGCCCCCCUCUUUAAAUAGAUUACAGCCUUUCCUCUCUCUUACAAAUUCGCCAGCCUUCAAUUAAAUACUUAUCUCUCCCCUCCCCUUCCACCUCCCUGCUGACUCCAGUCUAUCAUUCUCCCCUGCAGCUUAUUGCAUGUGCGCCUCAGCGUGUCUUUUUUUUUUUUUACAGGUGUGUUUGUCCGGCUUUAAAGGGGAGGGGGUCACCUCCUCCGUGCUGUGCGAGCUGUAGUUAAGACCAUCAGAGUCUUGCCCACCUGAUCCACAAGGGCAGCUAAGUUGCCAUGGAGACAUCGGGUGUAGCCACGCGUCUGUUGAGAGCACCUGUCGGGUUGUGUGUCGCGGUCGUCCUGCUCAUUACCGGGUCGACUGGGUUAGUCUGUUACACCGCAGUGGAAUCACUGGAUUUAGGCUGCCUCCUGCGGUGGGAUUGUCCCUAUGCCAGUCCUAAUACCACCUACACCGUGCAGACGAAGACGCAGGGGGACCCCUGGCAGGACGUGCCGUGGUGUGUUUGGGUCUCGUCCCGCAGCUGUGACGUCUCUCGGGCCUUCUCAGACUUUGAGCUGUACAACAUGAUUCGUCUCGGCGUCCACCUCAGCCCCAGCUCCACUGUCUGGAUGAAACCACGCAAGUUCGACUACAGUGACCUCACUUUCAGCCCUCCGUCCGUCUCAGUCUCUCUGAAGGAUGAGCAGCUGUUGGUGAGGGUGCAGUUCCCCUGUGCUGCCAACAGGGGGUGCUCUCCGGAGAGGUGCUGUGCCAUCUCUGAACUGAUUGACCCCUGGACAACAGUGACUGUGUACAACAAGCUCAAUCACUCAGAAUACCAGAGCCGUACGGUUUGGACCCAGGAGGUGGUCUCCUUUGUGGAGUUCUCUGGUUUGUCUCCGGGUCAGAACUACUGCGCUGUGGCCAACUUCUCCUUCCCCACCUUCUCCAUGGCCGCUUCGCCGAAGUCUGCCCCUCAAUGUGUCGAGAUGGUCUCAAAAUCAGGGCUGCUGCCUGUGCUGAGUGCGGGAGCCGUGCUGAUUUCUCUGCUCCUCGUCCCACUUCUCACUGUGGUUCUGAAAAAACCAAGACAAGCUGCACCAACCACUGAGAGUCAACCCAAGACUCCGGCGCCUCUUCAUGAUCCAGUCUCUUUGGUCCCUCUGUCCCUGCUCCCAGUCGACCCAUGUGACAUCCACUUGGAGCUCCCUGAUGAUCUCAUCUCCAUCGAGUCCUCCUCCAGUCACCUCUCCAACCAGGACCGGACUUCAACCUUGGAGAGCACCUACACCUGCGAUCCUCUCCAUCACGACUCCAGCUCCGGUGGAGUGUACUCGGACAGCGGAGGGAUGGAGCUGGAGAUGGAGCUGGAGCUGGAGAUGGAGCGAGGCCUGGACUCUGGCAUCAGCAUCCCACAUGUGUCUCACUCCUCUGAGGAGACAUGUGCGUCAAAUGAAGACUGAUACUAAAAAAGCUGAGCGUCAUCUCUCCGUGAGUGUCGCUCUGCAAAGUUGCCCCAUCGGAGCUGCGCUGCCUCUUGUCCGUGACUGACACCACAUUCUGCCUCCUGCACGAAAACCAGGAACAUCUUGACAUCUCGCUUUUCUGCCUUCUGUUUUGCUGGUGUUGCAUUCUUUCCGCAACAUUGGGGAGCCUUGGAGGUUUGGCCGUCCAGCAUUGUUUGUCUCCCCUUCUACCUUUUCCAGAGUCCACAGAGACCUGGGGGGUUGUCCAAGGCUCCACGCACAAGCCAGUGGCAUGGCUUUUAUUAAUAAACACACUGCUUACGUCGUGGAGAGAUGAUUAAUGUAUGAAGCAAAAAGUUGGCUCGUGUGAAUGAGCACCUGACUACACAACAGUGGAGCUGCUGUUCUCUCCAGCAUCCAGAAGCGGGACACGGUUGACUUUUUUUAUUUUUCUUUUUCUGCGUUUUGCAGCAACUUUUCUGAAAAUCUCCAGAGGUGUGUGUGUGUGUGUGUGUGUGUGUGUGUGUGUGUGUGUGUGUGUGUUGGCAUGCACUGUCCUGUAGAGCGACUGCAGUGUGUUAUAGCAUACCUUGGCUUUUUUAUUGUCUUAUUAUAAUUACUAUCAUGUUUUUGUUUUUGUUUUUUUUUACCAGAUCAUGAGUUUUGUGCGAACAGCUAAUUCUUUUUAUAUUAAUCAUGUGCAGGAGGACGUUUACAUAACCGAAACUUUCAUUAUCUCAGUGUACCAAGGUCAGCAAAUCAUAGUUCUCUUAUGUUGAUAUCAGAUUAAUGAAGUAAGGCUAAUACAGAGCUCAUGAGUGAAUUGUGCUUCGGUCUUUUUCCUUGUGGAGUUUAUUAAUGUUACUGAACAAGUCGUUGUGUGCAUUUGAAAACUGAAUGUAAACCUUAGAGAAUUUAACAUUUUUGUUUGAAGCAAUUCAUUCAUUAUAUAUCAUGAAACUAGAAGUGAGAACAGGUUUGAAAUGAGGUGAAGUGUUUGAGGUUUUUAUGUUUCUGAGCCUUUACAAGCCUCUUAGCAUUUUGAUGCCUUGUAGGAUGAAUCUGAACUUAUCCUUUCGUUAAUAUCCUGCAUCAUGACCCAUCAGUCCUGCUUCCCAAACACUGCUCUUCAAUGUAUUUCUCAUUCAUUCCCAUAUCAGUCUAGUUUCCCUCCCACAGUAACUGCAGUGGUGUAAUUUUCUACCAAAACAUUUGAAUGAAUCUGUUAAUUUGCCAGGUGAUUGGAUUCUUUUGUGCUGCAUUUAAGACAUGAAAUCGACCAGUAGUCAAAGCUGAUGUAUGUUUACAGUGUUGGCAUCAAUGAAAAGUUUUUCUUACUCUAAUCAGCAGCUGUAUAUGACACCAGAGAAACUUGACAGAAAUGUGUAUCUUGCUCUUACAUCACUUGCGCAGACUUGUCUUUAUCGUCUCUCUGUGUCUGGCAGGAAAUGCUUAGUCACUCGCUCGGUGACUCAACAACCCUCUGGGGCUUCAGCUUUGUUUCUACCCCCAGCGUCGACAGUGUGACCA
Seriola aureovittata is the source of this 3208-nucleotide messenger RNA. RefSeq lists its product as uncharacterized. The transcript is spliced from 8 exons. Gene Ontology annotation, molecular function: protein binding. Bases 506 to 1675 code for a protein of 389 amino acids. The record is from RefSeq and is a predicted model, not a curated record. Lineage: Eukaryota; Metazoa; Chordata; Actinopteri; Carangiformes; Carangidae.